CGAUGCGCAACCAGUAUUCCGUGUGUAGAUUUAAGCGAUUUUUUUGUCCAGGUUUUUGGUAUUUUCGGGUUAGUGUUUUUCGGUGUUUGUGGUUAUAUUUCUGUUUAAGACGAUAUUUGUGUUUGGAUGAACUUUAAAAUUGUUUAUCAAUAGUUGGAUAAGAAAAAUUGUUUGUGUAUUAGCCAAGUUUGUGCCCUACGGGAUCCUUGAAGUCGAUUAUCGAUUGGAAAAAGUUUGACGUAAGAUAAGUGUACCUAUCGGUGUGAUUUCGAUUAACCUGUAAGCCUUUGGGAAAAAUUAGUGAAAUUUGUGUGGCGUUCAAUUAGUUAAGGAAAUAGAGUUAUUGAAGAGUCCGGAAGAAAAAGUGACCCCCUUGAAUCCCCCGUUUCAGUUUCCCGGCCAGUUUUCUUUCACGAUAGUUCACACUCCAAGUGCAGAAGUUGUUGGACCACCUCAUAAAAAGUCCCACUCAAAAGUGAACGACUACGGCGACUCUUCGUCGGUCGUCGAUUCCCACAUCAUCAUCAUUGGUGCAUCACUGUUUGGCGGAAAGAAAGUGCCCCCUCCCCCCACUCUUUUUCACAUCUCUCAUCAAACCGGAGAACCCUCCGGCCACUUUCUGCUGCAACAACGUUAGGUUUAAAGAAGAAAAUAAAGAAAAAAUCAGUGCUGCCCCAAGGGAGAAGUGAAGGAAUAAAAAAAAAGUUGUGGAAGGAAAGUGUCAAAGCGUAAAACGAUCCCAAGGAAAUUAUCUCAAAAUAUUAGCCGUAAAAUUGCCCAGUUUCCCAGAGUGAUCGACCGAAGCUAAAAUCGAAGAUGCUAAGUUAGUGUUCAAUUCCUCAAAAAAAAAAGUGUGAGAAGAUUUCCGAUUUUGGGUCUUUUUCCUCUACGGUGGUGUUAUUGUUUUUGGGAAAGUGGUUUACGACAGUGGCGCAGAUCGUAGCGUAGUGUCGAGUGCAGAAUUUCAAUCUACAACCAUAUAAAGUGAAGGAAGGAAGCAAGCAAGCAAGCGAGAGUGAGGAAACCAGAUCAUCGAUUGGCAACUCCGCACGACAAAGUCGUAACAUUGGAUUAUGAACGUGAUUUGAGGAGAGCGAGGCUGCUCUUUCGACGACACACCGCCGAGUGUAUUGGAUCGUUAAAGAUUACACACAUCAUGUGCAAUUGACGGCCUUUUUUCCAUUUCAACAUUAAAACAGAAUGUAUCAUAAACCGUCGCCGCCAUCGUCGUCAACGUCGUCGUCGUCGUCAUCAUCAUCGUCAGGAGCAGCAGCAUCAGGAACACAUGCUGCCACCUUGCCACGUAGCAGUGGCAACAGUAGUACUAGCAGUAGUCACAGCAACAACAAUAAUAAGAGCAGCAGCAGCAAUUAUCGGAGCAACCAUCACUUUCACCCCCAUCAGGCAUCAACUGGGAUGAUUAUGAUAAUGGGGGGUGGAACUCAACCCAACAUGGCGGCUCAAUCAUCCACCGCUGCCUCGACGAUUCAAAACAGUAACAAUAACAGUAACAACAACAUCAACAACAACAACAGUAACUACCAUCAUUCGUCGUCAUCGUCAACGCUCAGACUGAAGAAGAGCCAGAAUCAAAAUCAACCCUUUUUGGAUCCUCUGCUGCACAAACAGCAGUCGCACCAAUCGAGACCAAUCGUGUACCAAAGUGGCCAACCGAAUCGUUCCGAUCAGCAACAACAACAGCAACAAAAACAACAACAAGAGCAACAGCAACAAAAUGGCGGAUCAAGACCCACUUACGGUGCCUAUACGAAUAACACUUUACCGCGGGGGCCUUAUCUUCAGUAUAAGUAUAAUAAUGUUAGCAGUAUCCCAAGUGGUGACAGCAGUGACAAUAAUACUGGCAACAGCAACAGCAACAACAGCUACAUCAAACAGGAGCACCAGUCCAAGCAGAUCGAGGCGCUGCGAGCCGAGUUCCUGGAGCUGGCUAGCCAAGCCCGGCAGCAGCAGCAACAACUGCAGCAGCAGCAACGGAUGCUUCAGCAACAACUUUCCACCGGGGCCGAAGACCGGACGGAUUCACUCCGCAGCACCCGGUCUGGUACUUCCUCCACCUCCACGAUCACUUCCUCUACGGCCACGGCCAUCGUCGGCACCGUCGGGACACUUCAACAUCACCAGCAGCAACAGCAAAUGCAACUGCAACAACAGAAACAGAAUCUCCAUCUCAAUCUACACACAUAUCCGCAACAACAACAACAACAUCAACUACAACUACAACAUCAACUUCAACAACAGAAUCAACAAGGCUGUGCUAGUAGUAGUAGUAGAAGUAGUAAUAGCAAUAACUCAACUAGUAGUAGUAAGCAUCGUCUCUACCAUCAAUCGCAGCAGGAGCAGCAUCAGCAACAUCACCAUCAACAACAACAACAACAACAGCAACGUCCAGAGUCCGCCAGUACCAAUGGCACGCUCUCGCGAGACGGCAGUGGACGCUCCGGCUACUCGGGGGUCCUCCUGGGUGGAGUCGCCGCCAGCGUGACCCUAGCGGAUGUUGUGGCCAGCCGGAGGCGGGCCAUCAGCCAACAAGAGGGGUGGGCCAUCCUAUGCCAAUCGGUCCAGGCGCUGCAGGAUCUCUUUUUGGCUGACACCCCCUCGAUUGGCAAAGUGCGACCGCUGAUUACGCCCACCGGAUUGCAAAUCACGUCCCGGGGUCGGGUCGUAUUCGGCAUCGUAUCGGCGGCGGCUGCAGGCGGAAAUGGACAUGGGGGACCACUCCCGAAAGCAGCAGACUCCCAGCCAGCACUUUCCGGGCAGCAGAAGGCCUUCCUCUCGCCGGAGUACAUCAACUGUCUGGGGAAGAAAAUCAAUUUCUCCGAAUCGGACGUCGAGAAGAUGUGGAUCUACUCCCUCGGGGCCACGCUCCAGAAGACGAUAUCAUCGUUCGCGAUCAACCAUCGGCCUCAGCAGCAAUUUCCGGAAACAAAUGUCCGUUUACCGGAUAUUGGGCACAUGUUGAGCCAGCUGGAUUCCCCCACGGAUCCGGAAUCCGGCCUUUCCUCGCUGGACCACGUCAUACUGGCCAUGUGCGAGGCCAACCUGUACAAACGGGCCAGCCUGAUGUUUCUGCUGGAUAUCAUCUCCGACUACUGCAAGAACCACCAUCUCUACAAGCCGUUCUCGCACAUGAUGAUCGACCUGUUCAAGGAGGUGUACUCCUCGCUGGUGAAGGAAAACAAUCCCGGCCAAAGUCAACCCACUGGGCCCCGAGACAAGCAAUCCCAGGCAGAGGCUUUCGAGGAACAGAAGAGUGACACCGAUUCCGGUCGCAGUUCGGACCAUGGAGAAAUGCUGGAGAUCAACCGGAAGACUCGGCAGUCUCAGGUCCCGACGAGCUAUGGCAUCACCAUCAGCAGCCAGGAUCUGGACCAGGCGCGGUACUUUGGGUCCACGACUAAUUUGCGGGUCAAACGAGCCGAACCGGCCGAUGGCAACAAGUUCCGAUCGCUGCCGCGGCCGACCGACUCCACCAAGCUGGAAGCAGUCCGAAACUACGUGACCAUCGGCUACUCGAAGAGUACCCGGGCGACCGAGGCUGCCGACCCGAAGAAGCUGCACGUGGUGAGAAGGCGUCACAAUGCCGAAGUAGCUCGGAAGAGAAACGACGCCCGACGGAACACAAUCGACGUGACCAUGGUAGAGGUCAAGAUGGCCGAGGUGCAGCAGCAGCAGGCAAUGCUGGCUCGGCUGGGUCAGGCCAAGUCGACGACGCAGCUGCACCAGCUGGAGGAUGAUGGAGGGUUCGGGGACUUUCAGCGGCGGAUCGACGAGAUGAACUUCAACGCCACAUCGAUGCCAAAUCUCGGAGCCCCAGUGGUAUCGGUGCAGCCUCUAGCAUCACAAAUGACCGCCGACAAACACCCCGAAGGUUAUCCGCCAGGAAGUACGACCAGUCGAGCCAACGGCCUUGGUCAACAGCAACUCCACUACUAUCCACCAGAGUGUACCAGUGGUCCGGAAUUUGUCCUUAAUGCCCACAGUACUCCAAAAAUGAUCGACCUCACGGAUGCCAAGACACAACACCGGCGCACGGUAACGAUUCUGAUGCUGAACGGAACCAAGGUUAACAUCGUGUGCAGUCCGACCACCACCGUUGCGAAGCAAAUUUUCGAAGCCAUCCUUCGGCUGGAAAACCUCACCGAGAACUUCUUCCUCGGACUGUGCGCCCUAAUAGGCGGCGAUUUCGUGUUCCUUCCGAGCGAUUUAAAAAUCUACAAGGUGGCGCCACAGAUUUGGGUCAACACUUCGAAAAAAGCUGCCGGUAGCGGAGACAACGUCGUAUUUACUCUCUAUCUUCGGAUAAAGUUCUUCCUGCCAACCCUGAGGGGUGUGGGCUGUUUGGAAUCGCGGCACCUGUUGUACCUGCAGCUGCGCAAAAGCAUCCUGGAACGGCAGAUUCUCUGCUCCGAGGAUGACCUGAUAGCGCUCGGGGGGCUGGCCCUACAAGUGGAAGUCGGUAGCUUCAAAGAGAGCAUGAAAUACUCGGAAUACUUUACCAUUUCGCACUACCUGCCAGAGGAGGUUUACCGGCGCAAAAAAGAGCUGGCCAAAUAUCUGCGCAGUUCACACUUUUGCAAACGGGGUCUACAUCAGCUGGAGGCGGAACAUAACUUCAUCCGGUACGUCCAGGAGCUGAAGGAGUAUGGGCUGCAUCUGUACAGCGCCCUGUGGACCACGGAUGAAAACAUCACCCUGGAGGUUUACGUUGCCAUUUCGCUGAGUGGGGUGGCGAUUUUCGAGCGUAAUGUGAAGUUCAAUGCCCGCGGGGGAUACUAUCAGCACCAACAGCCGGAGGUUCACGACUAUAGCAGCGGCAAGACCUGCUUUCAGCGGCACCUGUAUGCUUUCUUCGACUGGCUGGAGAUCGAAAACAUUUGCUUCUCGAAGCACGUGUUCUGUGUGGUGGUUCGAAGGACCGAGAGCCUGAAUCCGAAAGACAAGACCCGGAUCAAGUACAAGCUGCGUAUGGAUGGAAGGAAGAGCUACUUCGCGUUCAACCUCGCCUCGGAGCACCACAAGUUCUACAUGAAGCUGCGCAAUUCGUUCCUCUCGAUCAAAGCGCUCUCAAACGAGCUGAACAUCCCGAUCUAUGAGCCGGGUAGAUCUGCGAUCCCACCGAACACGGCAGCAGCGCCCCAAACUGACAAUGCUGGUCCGGCCAAGCUGGACGUGGCUGAUGUCGACGACAAGGCAGCUUUCGACGCCAAGUGCGUCGACAAGAUCGACAAACCGUCGAAAACGAGCGGCUUGCGGGUGCGGAACCUGAAGAAAUCGAUGCUCAACGAUAACCGGUUGGCCAAGUUGCGCCAGAAGUUCCUGCUCAAACGAUCGAAGUCCUCGGUCGAGGGAACAGCCCCACCGGCGGCAGCUUUGAAUCAAUCGGUGGAGAUAGCCAACCAGCAGAACCAGAAUAAGGAGAACGAAAAUCCUGCCCUUGGAAUGAGCAGUGUUCCAUCGUUGGCUUCGAUGAUCUACUCCUCGGAACAGGUCAGCAUGUCCCCGGGUGAUUCGCCGAAAACGCACAGCAUGAACCGGAACAAGGUAAAGAUGGGCACCCGGGUGUUUUCGGCGCAGUUUCUGAACAAGUCCUACGACAAUUUGUACGAUCAUGUCGGAGGAAGUGGGGCGCUCAGCUCCUCCAAUUCCUUUACGAAUCUGGCUAAUGGCAGUUUCGGAGAGGAUGACGGGAUAAUGUUAAACUUCAACGAGAGGAAUGUGGAUCAGCAUCUGAUGAUCGAGAGCAGUGUAGACGAUGCUCUGUCUAUGAAGAGCAGCAUGGGAUCGAUGUAUUUUAUGGAGAAGAUUGAGGAGAAGUCUAUGGAGGGUAGCGCCGAUACGCUUUCGCCGAAAGCUUGUGUGAUUCAGUCCAGUAUUCGCAGCGAAAGCGGAAGAUUUGAGCUGCCGAACGAAACCAUCUCCGAUACGCUGCUGGAGAAGUUCAACAACCUGAGCUGCGGAGGAGGAAGCAACGAUCGUAUUCUGACUUCGGUGGUUGUGGUGAAGGACUUCAUCAAUCCGGACGAGAAGCAGCGGCUAAAUGAAACCAAGGCUGAACUUUUGGCCCGGAAGCGAUCGUUCCUGUCCCGGAGUCAGGAAUCGGUGCUGUUCAAGAAGAGUCCCAGGUUGGUGGGUUUCGGUGACGAUCAAAGUUCGGAUGGCGGGAUUGCCGAUUGUGGGAGCACCCGUGAGGAACCUACGGGAGCCAGAUAUACCCUGGGUAUCAGCAUCGUCCAAGGGUCCGAUAACAACGUCUACGUGAAAGAUUUGGUUGCCGCAGGUCCUGGAGCACGGGCAGGUGUCAAAAUAGGAGAUCAGAUCAUUGCCGUCGAUGGAAGAUCGCUGCUCAAUCUGCCAUAUUCGGAGUCGUUGUCGGUGCUACAGAACACCGGAAGGACUGUUGAGCUAGUGCUUUCGCAAAUCUACGUAAGGCCUGCGUUGAGCGCCAGUACCUUAAACAUCAGCCACGAUCAGGACCUGUACCCUUCCAAGUUGGACGCAGUUCGACAGGUCACGGCAUCGGUGGCCAAAAGCAACAGUUUGUACAUAAAAAAUGGAUCUCAAACCACCAAUCAACGGAGUCCGGCUCAGCUGGGCAAAUCUUACGAAGAUAUCGGGAGCCACUUCGACGCCCUUCGGACUUUCUAUCAGAAUCAGCAACAGAUGCAGAACCAGCAACAGUUGAUCAGUGAGGAGCGCAAAGUUAACCAUCAGCACUACACCAAGAAUGUUCCGGACAUUUUGAGGACCCGGAAUCGGAUUGGCGAUGGUCUGGUCGGCGGGUUUGGAGGCUUGAGCCCGUCGAAAAGCAUGCCGGAUCUACCGAAGAUCCUUCAAGCGUACGCCAAACCAUCACUGCCGCUGGAUUCCAACACGCCAGCCGCCAACAAUUCAUCCGGACGGCUCCCAAUCAACGGCUCUUUAUCGUCGGUGGCAGCCCUUUCGAGCGUCGGAUCCAGCCGAACCUUGCCGAAGACGCUACCCCCUCCCAAGGGCGCCGGUCUCUGCCGGAAGUACACCGGCCCCAAACGCUUCCCGGUGACGCCCGCCAAGGACUGCGUCCGCACCAUCUCGGCCCAUCCGGCGGUCAAGGUGCAGCUAUCGCUCUCGAACGCUUCCGAGGACGAUCAGGUGUUCAUCUAGACCCUUGGAUAGCAUCCUUCCACUCAACAACUGAAUAAAAAAACCCAAAAAGUCUUAGACCUUAUCCCACCGCUCAAGUUGCCAAAGCUGAAGAAGCUCACCACCAAAUGGAACGGCGGCGGCUCGAUCCUGAACCUCGGACAUCUGGCCGGAAACUUUCCGUCCCGAAGCCGAAACGUUGCCACGGUGCCGUCGG
Uranotaenia lowii is the source of this 7357-nucleotide messenger RNA. RefSeq lists its product as uncharacterized. Gene Ontology annotation, cellular component: cytoskeleton; cytoplasmic side of apical plasma membrane. Gene Ontology annotation, biological process: positive regulation of hippo signaling. The transcript is spliced from 16 exons. The record is from RefSeq and is a predicted model, not a curated record. Gene Ontology annotation, molecular function: protein binding. Lineage: Eukaryota; Metazoa; Arthropoda; Insecta; Diptera; Culicidae. Bases 1201 to 7161 code for a protein of 1986 amino acids.